UUCGGCUCGUGGCUGCAGCGCGUUCUGGCGUUGCUGUCGGUAGAGGGCGCAACGCAGUUCACCUUGAAGGCUUUCCGCGCAGGAAGGGCCACAGCCCUGGCCGAGGCGGGGUGUUCCAUUGGUGACAUCGUGUGCGCGAGCGAGUGGCAGUCGAGGGCGUUCUUGGCGUGCAUCGACGAAGACGCCGCUGAUGCAGCACACUUGCUGACGCAAGCCUUGGUGGCCAGCGACCAGGAGAGCGCUAACGCGAGGGGUGGCGCAGCGACGGUGGGCUGA
Messenger RNA from Prorocentrum cordatum, 276 nucleotides. Lineage: Eukaryota; Dinophyceae; Prorocentrales; Prorocentraceae. The record is from the annotation of a GenBank genome assembly.